This is a messenger RNA of Eurytemora carolleeae, 1729 nucleotides long. RefSeq names its product carbohydrate sulfotransferase 11. Gene Ontology annotation, molecular function: sulfotransferase activity. Bases 72 to 1415 code for a protein of 447 amino acids. NCBI's taxonomy places the organism in Eukaryota, Metazoa, Arthropoda, Copepoda, Calanoida, Temoridae. Gene Ontology annotation, cellular component: membrane. The transcript is spliced from 16 exons. Gene Ontology annotation, biological process: carbohydrate biosynthetic process. The record is from RefSeq and is a predicted model, not a curated record.
GAGCCGAGGUUUCAUAGUUUCAGACAAACCUGAGGUUUCUUGAGACAGAUAAUCGGUUUUUAUAUCUCUCCAUGUCUGAUUCUCCUCCCUCUACCCUUCAACCUCUACCAGAAAUACCUUGCGAGAGAUCAGCAAUAUCGUACAUUAAAAGGAGUUUGUCGACAUUCAACCUUAAACACAUUAUCUGUACUCUAGUUGCAGUAAUCUAUCUUGGAGUUCUUCUGCAUGAGCACUCUCCUUCCUUCUCCCCUAUAAGCCGGCAUCCAAGAAAAUUUACCAAAUCUCAGAAAUCCGCCAAAGGCCGCGGGAAGUUUAAACCGGAAACCCAAGAAGAUGCUUUACUUUUGGCUGAGUUUGGCCGAAGAAAGAAGAGAGUUCGAGAAACUUGUGAACAUUUUGGAGCAUAUACAACCAAAGAGAAGUUGUUGGCCAAGCUAAAGCUUGAGCCUGACCCAGGAUAUGUUCCAGGAAUAGAAAACGAUUUAAAAACAUGGAAUCUACUCAAAAAGUCGUCUUUUCAUCAGUUCUUCUUGGAGAAAACUCACGAACUUCUUUGGUGCAAGGUUCCUAAAGCUGCAAGUACAUCCUGGCUUUAUGCUUUCCUCAAGAUGGCGAAUGUUUUAGAAGACGAAAUUCCAGAGGAUAAUGGAAUGGGACUUCAUGCUCUACUGCGUGAGAAAUAUCCUCUGCUUGCUAAAAAUUUGUUUAAGAAAUAUAUACCAUCAGCUCUUAAGUUUCUUGUUGUCCGACAUCCGUUUGAAAGAUUGAUGUCAGCGUACAUGGAUAAACUCAAUAAUUACAACAGAGACGUAAAGUACAGAGGAGGGUAUUACCAUGCAAUGUACGGUGGUGAGAUAGUGGAUAAGUAUAGAGAAAAGUACAGCCAGAGAUUUCCACACCAUCCAAUGUUUAAGAGAAAAGAACCAAGCUUUGUAGAGUUUGUACAUUUUCUAAUAGAGAAUCCUGUAGAAAAGUUUGAUGAGCAUUGGAAGCCAAUAUUCCUCCUCUGCCCCCCUUGUCAUUUCAACUUCGAUAUCAUCGUCAAGAUGGAGACAUUUUCCAGGGAUACAGACUUCUUGUUGAAAAUGAAGAAUUUGGAAGGAAAUGUUUCUCUUAAACGAAAACAUUCAACUUUAUCUAAGGUGGAGAAAGCUGAGGAGGAAGAGAGAGAAGGAGGAAAAGAUAUUGGAAUACAAAAUACAACCAAGUUCCUCUUCUCCCAACUUUCAAAGAGAAUGGUUCGAGCCCUUCAUGAUAAGUACAGAGUUGAUUUCGAGAUGUUCGAGUACACUACAGACAAUUAUAUCAGGUUUGCAACGGAUUCUGAUGAGCUAAUGCCAAACAGGCUGGGGGACCUGGAGAACAUGCAGGAGGAGGAGGGGGUGGAGGAAAACACGCCGGAGCAGGAGAUAUAAGAGAUCAAGGAGCAGGAGAUGGGGGAGGAGCUGGAGAUAUAGGAGGAGAAGGAGAAGGCGGAGAAGGAGGAGGGGGAGGAGGAGAGGGUAGAGGACAACGCGCAUGCGCAAAAAAUAUAGGAAGAGAAGGAGGAUUAUCAUUAGGAAGAGAAGAAGGAUUUUGAAAUGAAAGUUCAUUCUAUACGGUCUGGUUAAAUAUGUUGAAAUGAGUUGACGGACGUACUCUCUUGACAGCUGAGCCUGAAAUUUAAAAGAGUAUUGUUGAACGAGACUUCCGAAUUUCCUUUUUGGGGUUUUAACAUUUGUGUAGAUUU